Phyllostomus discolor (pale spear-nosed bat) is the source of this 4479-nucleotide messenger RNA. It is a transcript of the gene GALNTL6, whose product is annotated as polypeptide N-acetylgalactosaminyltransferase like 6. Gene Ontology annotation, cellular component: Golgi apparatus. Bases 238 to 2043 code for a protein of 601 amino acids. The transcript is spliced from 13 exons. The record is from RefSeq and is a predicted model, not a curated record. NCBI's taxonomy places the organism in Eukaryota, Metazoa, Chordata, Mammalia, Chiroptera, Phyllostomidae.
UGUCCCUGCAUCCCCAUUGAGCCCACCUGAACGCUGGCUUCGGAGGGAGUUGAACUUGAGUUCAGAUGCUCAACUCCCUCUGAAUCCUGCAGAUUGGUGCUGAGCACACAACAAAAGUUUUUAGCUUCUCCUCAGUCUCUGGUGCUUCUCAGGAGAGAGGCAAGGACUUUGCCAUUAAACUCAAGAAGCAGCCAGGGAACCAUCUCCUUUAACUUUUCAUACCCGUUACAAUUUGCAAUGAAGAGGAAACAGAAGAGAUUUCUGCAGAUGACUUUGUUAUUCAUGGUGGCUUUGAUAUUCCUGCCCAACAUUGGCCUCUGGUCUCUGUACAAGGAUAAGCAUCUGGUGAAAUCUACGGAGCCUGGGGAGCAGCAGACAUUUCCACUGGGCCUGGGAGAUGGGCAAUUCUAUGCAUGGACAGAUGGUUUGAGAAGAAAAGACUGGCAUGACUAUGAAAGCAUUCAGAAAGAGGCUAUGCGCUCAGGGAAAGGUGAACAUGGGAAGCCUUACCCCCUCACUGAAGAGGACCAUGACGACUCUGCUUACAGGGAAAAUGGCUUCAAUAUUUUUGUCAGCAACAAUAUUGCUCUAGAGAGAUCGCUGCCCGAUAUUCGUCAUGCUAAUUGUAAGCACAAGAUGUACCUGGAAAGACUGCCAAACACCAGCAUCAUUAUCCCAUUUCAUAAUGAAGGUUGGACUUCACUCCUGCGUACCAUACACAGUAUAAUUAACCGAACUCCAGAGAGUCUGAUAGCAGAAAUCAUUCUAGUAGAUGACUUCAGUGAUAGAGAACACUUGAAGGAUAAGCUAGAGGAAUACAUGGCCCGCUUUUCCAAAGUAAGGAUUGUUCGCACCAAGAAAAGGGAAGGGCUCAUCCGGACCCGACUCUUGGGGGCAUCGAUGGCCAGAGGAGAAGUCCUGACGUUCCUAGACUCCCACUGCGAGGUCAACGUGAACUGGCUGCCCCCGCUCCUUAACCAAAUUGCACUAAACCACAAAACCAUCGUGUGCCCCAUGAUCGAUGUCAUUGACCACAAUCACUUUGGGUAUGAGGCGCAAGCUGGGGACGCCAUGCGAGGCGCCUUCGACUGGGAAAUGUACUACAAAAGAAUCCCCAUCCCUCCAGAGCUCCAGAGGGCAGAUCCCAGCGACCCUUUUGAGUCUCCUGUCAUGGCUGGAGGUCUCUUUGCUGUGAAUCGAAAAUGGUUUUGGGAGUUAGGUGGCUAUGAUCCGGGUUUAGAAAUCUGGGGAGGAGAACAGUAUGAAAUCUCUUUUAAGGUUUGGAUGUGUGGAGGAGAAAUGUUCGAUGUUCCAUGUUCUAGAGUUGGCCAUAUCUACAGGAAGUACGUCCCUUAUAAAGUUCCAUCCGGGACCAGCCUGGCAAGAAACCUGAAGCGGGUGGCCGAGACCUGGAUGGAUGAAUUUGCCGAGUACAUUUACCAGCGACGCCCAGAGUACAGGCACCUCUCCACGGGGGACAUCUCUGCCCAGAAGGAGUUGCGCAAACAGCUCAAGUGCAAGGACUUCAAGUGGUUCAUGGCUGCAGUGGCCUGGGAUGUGCCCAAGUACUACCCUCCCGUGGAGCCCCCACCCGCUGCCUGGGGAGAGAUUCGAAACGUGGCAGCCAAUCUCUGCGUGGAUAGCAAGCACGGAGCCACAGGCACGGAGCUAAGGCUGGACAUCUGUGUCAAGGAUGGUUCUGAGCGGACGUGGUCACAUGAACAGCUCUUUACUUUCGGAUGGAGAGAAGACAUUCGACCUGGGGAGCCGCUGCACACCCGGAAGUUCUGCUUCGAUGCGAUCUCACACCACAGCUCGGUCACUCUCUACGACUGUCAUGGCAUGAAGGGGAACCAGCUCUGGGGACACCGCAAGGACAGAACACUGUUCCACCCUGUGAGCAACAGCUGCAUGGAUUGCAACCCUGCAGAGAAGAAGAUUUUCAUGGCCAGAUGUGACCCUCUAUCUGAGACUCAGCAGUGGAUUUUUGAACAUAUUAAUAUGACUGUUUUAGAAAAAUUUAACCACCAUGCCAGCUCCUAGAAAGAAAGAAGGAAAAAAGAGUGAGAUUACCUACAGAUUCUAAAAACUGAAUUUUUGCCAGCAUCCGGGUCCAAGGAGUCAGGAAUAACAUUUCCUAGAUCUAGGAAGCCUGGUUUCAAGUUUUGUAAAUGCCACAUCAAAGUAGGUUGUCCUGGAGCACUUCCUGCAUCUGAAGAACUUGGCUGAGACCCUCACCAGCUGCUUCUGAGCACUUGAGACUAGCAGUUCCCUUGCUGGCCAAGGGCGAGGAUUAUUUAGGGACUUUUCAAAACAACUGCUGAGUUAUUAAAUCCUAGCAUUUCUCAGGUCAAAUCCUGCAGUAGUGAGUAGCUAUGAAUGGAUCCUGUCAUUUGGGUAGGGGGGUGGGGGUGGAAAUAGAGUGCAUGACUGCUCUGACAACCUGAAGACACCGCAGGUGUAGGACUAGCCACGCUGAGGGGGUGAGCUGUACUCCUUGGUGCCAUUCUCCGACUAAGAAUGGGUUAAGCAGGUUUAACCCUUAAAAGUGCUGCAGAUGAUUUUAGAGUGCUCACACCAUUCUGUUUUCUUGUUUUGUUUUGUUUUUUUAAUGAAGGUGUGCUAUCUAAUAUAAGACAAAUUACAUCAUGAAAUGAACUUUCAGUGUUUCCAUUCUUGCAUUGGCCAUUUUCCUUUUUGAGCAGAAGUAACUUAUUAUUUAUAAAAGGUUGUGCUCCAUCAAUCAGCUGAAGUUCUAAUUCAGUGCCCUUGUAUGAAUCCAGUUUAAAAACAAGAAACAAAACACUAUGCUUCCAAGUUACUCCAAAGAGAAAGAUUUCACAGUAGCAGCAAAACCAUGUCAGAUUUAGGAGAGGAAUUUCCUUAGGAAAUCUAUUUUUACUUUUCUAUUAUUUUUAGAAUUUUAGAAGUCUGAUGUUUGUCCAGUUAUAAUUUUUAUUAAGGAAGGAAAUGGAGUGAGGUUGAUGUAAUUUGUUUAAGGAGAUUCUUAAACCCAAAUAAAUCUACACUCCAAGCAGUGUGUGAAAAUGCCUUGGUUCACUUCAGUUCUGUUUGAUGAGUCCUUGGGACAUAGAAGUGUUUUAUUCAUAUGGUUUUAGACUUUUUUGUUUUAUAGCAUUGAUACUAAUGAUGUUUUUGUUUUACUUAGAAGUGCACAGGAGGAAUUUCCAUUAACAGUGCAUCUGACACCAUUUUCUGUAAAUGAGACAAUAUUUCAGGGGCGAAGACAGAAAUGAUUAAAAAAACUAAAUGGAACAUUUAAUCUUAAAAUAAUUUUUAUUUUACUUUUUAACAAUAAUGGAGAUGAGAGAGGAAUGUGUAGGGAUCAAGAUGGCUCCUUAGAGGCAAAAAUCAUGUUUAUUAUACAUUUCUUGAGUUUUUUCAGGUAGAAAGAGGUUUUUAUUUUACUUUCAUUGUUUUCUUUUACUUUGGUUUUCUUUUGAUAAAAAUGUGUCUAUUAUCUUGGAUAUAGAAGGACCGAAUUCUAGAAUGGUUUUACAGAUGAAUACCAAAAGCCCGGAGAGGGCAGUCUCCUCUCCUGGCAGGGUAGCUGGGCCUUCUCACCCGACUUCAGCGCUCUUUCUCCUGUUUUGUGUUGCCUUGCUCCGUCACCCAAGGUAGUUCUGAUCAUUACUCUGGUUUAACCCACAGUUUUCAGUCACUAGAUGAAAUGCCAUGCCUCCCUGGGGAUGCCUACGAGAGUAGCAUUCAUGUUCAGAAACUUUAAUAUAUGAAAACUCUUCCUGUAAAUGUUCAUGGUUUUGUCCUCUCCUUAAAAUCUAAUCAAAAUGUCCAGUUGAACUGCCCUGCUAAUAGUUGGGGAAGAGCUAUUUUGUUAUCUUUACUGAUUUUUCAAGCAUUCUUUUGAAGAACUCUUCUCUUUAAACUGAUAGUCAGAGAUUUUUUUCUUUCUUUUUUUUUUUUAGUCAGUCAAGAGAUCUUGAAGUUUUCAAGAUGCGUAGUAGAGAAAAUCAAUAGUAAGAAAUUAACCUGUGUGUUGCACAAUUCCAGAGAUGGGGUAAAGCUUUAUCGCAAGUGUUCAGAGAGCAAUCUGGUCUUAGAAUUAGAUGAGCCUAUAAAAAUCCACAUUAUGUCAUUAAACAGUUGACUGCUAUUUACACUUCCACCCAAGAGCCACACUUGGGUUCUGCACCCUGGACGACCGUAUGUUAGGAUGCUCUCAUCGCUGGAAGCUAGCCACAGUGUGUUCGGCGCUGUCCUUGGAGAAAGCCUGGGUACUGCGCACUUUAUUGCAACCCUUAGGAUCAACAAAAAUUGGUGCCCUGAUUUCAGAGGGGCUAUCUCUUGGAUUUAAUCUCAGAAUCAAAGGAUGUAAAAUAACCCAUUAAAAUUAAGAAAACAACUUGAGAGGAUCAUGAGACAAUCAAAGCCAAAAUUAAAACUUCAAACUGCCAACUGCCAAGAAAUUGUUCAAUGUUUGCAAAUGGGGACCAUCCC